AUGGCUGCUAGAUUACUACCCUUGUUCUUAGCUAUAAUAUCCCUGCUGAUGAUUUCGUCCUUGAUCAGGUCCUUAGAAGGCUCUGGAAUUGGGAUCUACUGGGGCCAAAAUGGUGACGAAGGAGACCUGUAUGAGACAUGCAACAGACGCACCUAUGACUACGUGAUUAUUGCCUCUCUAGCAACUUUUGGCAGUGGCCAAACACCAGUCUUGAACUUAGCUGGCCAUUGUAUCCCAAGCCCCUGCACCUUCCUAAGUUCUCAGAUCCAAUUCUGCCAGAGCCUAGGCAUCAAAGUGUUUCUUUCCCUUGGUGGGGGUGGUAGUGGGAGGCCUGUUCUUUCUUCCCCGGAUGAUGCUCGCGAAAUUGCAGCCCAUCUCUGGAAUAAUUUUUUGAGUGGUCAGUCAUACUCUCGUCCAUUAGGUGAUGCUAUUUUAGAUGGUAUAGACUUUGAUAUUGAAAGUGGAUCAAACUUGUAUUGGGAUGAUCUCGCCUGGGCACUCUCGAAUUAUAGCACACCUGAAAGAAAGGUGUACUUAUCUGCAGCACCACAAUGUCCCCUUCCUGACUAUUACCUUGACCGUGCUAUCAGAACUGGCGUCUUUGACUACGUGUGGGUGCAAUUUUACAAGAAUCCUCCUUGUCAGUAUAGUCUAGGCGAUACUAAUAACCUCUUCAAUAGUUGGAGUGAAUGGGCUUCAUAUCCAGGCGUUAAUACAUCAUUCCCAGCUGUUAAUACAUCAUUAAGCCUGGGAUUACUUGCAGCUCCUGAGGCCGCACCUAGUAGCGGUUACAUCCCACCUCAAGUGCUAAUUGAUCAGGUUCUUCCCUUUGUGGAGCAGAUUUCCAACUAUGGAGGGGUCAUGCUAUGGAGCAAAUACUAUGACACUUAUUACAGUGAGUUAAUCAGGUCCUAUGUUAACCCCGAUGUUCUGGCUUAUGAUAAAAAAGUCCAUGAUGAAGUUCUAUGCCAUCGACUAAGUUCCUCUCGUUAUCUAUUGAGAGAUGAAAUGUAA
Molecule: messenger RNA, 1014 nt
Organism: Coffea eugenioides
Lineage: Eukaryota; Viridiplantae; Streptophyta; Magnoliopsida; Gentianales; Rubiaceae
Product: hevamine-A-like
Exons: 1
Coding region: 1-1014 (337 amino acids)
Biological process (GO): carbohydrate metabolic process
Cellular component (GO): extracellular region
Molecular function (GO): chitinase activity
Source: RefSeq, a predicted model, not a curated record